AUGUGGCGGCCAGGUGUCCACGUGCGUGGUGUGCGUGGCACGUGUGGCAGCCACCGGGUCACUGUGAGCGGAGAGCAGGUGUCUGUGGCUCUCUGGCAGAACAUGAGCGAGUUCAGUCUACGUGUCCCGCCACGUCGCUGGGGCGGCAAGCGCGAGGUCAUGUACACGGCCUUCAAGGCGCUGGGCGACUCGGUGGACUACGUGCAGGUGUGUGACUCGGACACAAGGCUGGACCCCAUGGCGCUGCUGGAGCUGGUGCGGGUGCUGGAUGAGGACCCCCGCGUAGGGGCGGUUGGGGGGGAUGUUCGGAUCCUGAACCCUCUGGACUCCUGGGUCAGCUUCCUGAGCAGCCUUCGGUACUGGGUGGCCUUCAACGUGGAGCGAGCUUGUCAGAGCUACUUCCGCUGUGUGUCCUGCAUCAGUGGCCCCCUGGGCCUGUACAGGAACAACCUCCUGCAGCAGUUCCUGGAGGCCUGGUACAACCAGAAGUUCCUGGGCACCCACUGCACCUUUGGGGAUGACCGGCACCUCACCAACCGCAUGCUCAGCAUGGGCUACGCCACCAAGUACACCUCGCGCUCGCGCUGCUACUCGGAGACGCCUUCGUCCUUCCUGCGCUGGCUCAGCCAGCAGACGCGCUGGUCCAAGUCCUACUUCCGCGAGUGGCUGUACAACGCGCUGUGGUGGCACCGGCACCACGCGUGGAUGACCUACGAGGCGGUGGUGUCGGGGCUCUUCCCGUUCUUCGUGGCGGCCACCGUGCUGCGCCUGUUCUACGCGGGGCGGCCGUGGGCGCUGCUGUGGGUGCUGCUGGCCAUGACCUUCCUUGGCUGGAAGCUGCCCGUGGUGCUCAUCUUAGAGGAAAACCCAGACCUCACAGUGGCCCAACGUCUGGGUCUGGCUCCCUUCCCCGCGGGUUCUGACAUCACUGUCUACUUAUUUCCCAAAGCCCGCUCCAGCCACAGCGGCCUGCGGGCUGUUCCCCCACUGUGA
Fukomys damarensis (Damara mole-rat) is the source of this 993-nucleotide messenger RNA. It is a transcript of the gene Has1, whose product is annotated as hyaluronan synthase 1. The coding region runs from base 1 to 993 and encodes 330 amino acids. Gene Ontology annotation, biological process: hyaluronan biosynthetic process; extracellular matrix assembly. The record is from RefSeq and is a predicted model, not a curated record. Lineage: Eukaryota; Metazoa; Chordata; Mammalia; Rodentia; Bathyergidae. Gene Ontology annotation, molecular function: hyaluronan synthase activity. The transcript is spliced from 6 exons.